AUGUCGCAGUGUACCUCGAAUUGUGAAGCAUCUAAGCGAAGGAAAUAUCUGGAAAUCCAAAUCAACGCCCUCAAAGGUAAGCCUCUCAAAUGUUAUAUCGAAAAUGAAACGCUUGCUAUGUAUUGUGCAAUCUUUUGUCAUGUAGAAAAUAUGUGGCCUAAGACCUUUAUACUUUUUUUAAAAUUUCUUCGCCUUUUUAGAGAGGGUUGAUAGGAAUCCGGAGGUUUACCACGAAUUCUUUGGAAAUUCUGACUUCAGCGACUUCCAGAUCAAGGCCGGUGGUAAAACUUUCUACGUAAGCUUUGUUAGUUGAUUUAUUCCGAUUUAGGUAACAAAAUACCAACUGGCACACAAGUCUAAGGUAUUUGCUAAUAUGUUCAUGGUCAAUAUGAGGGAGAAGAAAGAAGGCGUUAUGAAGAUUGAUGCAGAUGCGGAGACCGUGGAGGCCAUGCUUGAAUACAUUUACAUGUUCAAGAAGGUCAAAGGAAGCGAGUUGGCGCGAAAAGUUGUUCAGCUGGCCCAUUGUUACGAAAUCGAUGAUCUCAAGGUGAAUUUGGAUUCGAAUUUUUGACAUUAUUCUUGUUAAUUAUGAUUAAUAAUAUAUUUUAUUGUCUAUUUCGAUUAAUCAUCGAUUUUAAGGAGCAAUGUGAGCUCGAGAUCUUGGAGAAUCUGACUGUGAAUGAUGCUGAAGACAGUUUGUUAUUAGCGGCGCAACUCAAACUUCCACUGGUGUUCUUGAAAUGCAACGAGUUCCUUCUGAUGAACUUUGUCGACUUUGGCGAGACUGUUAUUACUCUCAGGUCAAAGCGAAUACUUUUUCACAAUGGUCGCUGCUGGUUUUUUACUGUUACCAACCUUAGUGAAGCGGAGGUUGCUUUCAUGGUCUAUAGCUCCGAACCAUUGACAUCUCGCAUGAAGUUUAAAGUGAUUCAGCCCUUCGGGGAAGUGACUCUGGCCUCAGACGAGCUGACCCAUCCAAAUUGCCCUACUUCAUCGAUGGGUUUCGUUUAUUUUGCACCAUACGUUGAGGGUUUGCACGAUUAUGAUCAACUUCAUCUUCUUCCAAACGCCCGCUAUCUGCCUGUUGAGUUUAAAGAUAUAAAAUAA
This is a messenger RNA of Bursaphelenchus xylophilus (pine wood nematode), 1107 nucleotides long. Lineage: Eukaryota; Metazoa; Nematoda; Chromadorea; Rhabditida; Aphelenchoididae. The record is from the annotation of a GenBank genome assembly.